Messenger RNA from Fusarium sp. VM40, 570 nucleotides. The record is from the annotation of a GenBank genome assembly. NCBI's taxonomy places the organism in Eukaryota, Fungi, Ascomycota, Sordariomycetes, Hypocreales, Nectriaceae.
AUGUCACUAGAAACAUCUUCUACCUCCCUCCCAUCGGCUAUCGCACUUGACGAUGAAGAUGCCGCCGUUUUGCGGGCUUGUGACCUGCAAGUUAACAUUUUGGAGCCCUGUAAUCCGCAAGAUUACCGAGCGGCAUACAACGUCCAAAUAGCAGAGAUAGGCCGCCAGAAAAGGGCUCGACAACAUGCAAAAGAUCCCAAACUUCAUAAGAGUAAAUACAUGGAGGAAACGUCCUUGGAACAUGCCAAGUACGAGCAAUGGACCACCUUACAGAACGAGCUUGAUGUCGAAUUCUGGAGGUUUGUAUCUUCUAUCUUUUAUGAAACCGUACCAGCAGGUUGGGAUAACUUUUUCUUGUGGUUUGACCAGAAGUUGAACGGUCCAGUGACCAAUGUUACGGCUGUCCAGCAGAUGUUGGACAUGGCAGAAGAGCUGGCCUUUGCGACAAUACUGAAAGCAAAACAUCGGAAUCUGUUUCUGGAAAGAUAUCCGUUGACAUACGAGACAAUUAGUGCACGUCGCGACCACGAACGUUGGGUCCAGGAAGCCAAAGAGGACGCAGCCAGAUAG